AUGUUUGUCAAUAAAGAAAUUUGUAGACACGUCAGUGGCCGUAGCAGCCCAGGGCUGGUUUAUUGUCAUUUUGCAUUGCCACGGAAGCCCACGUGGUGGCGCCGCCGCACCGCCAUGGAGCGCGGGCUGACGCUGCUGGCGACAGUGGCGCUCCUGGCGGCCGUCGCGCUCGCCGUCUCGCUGGGCGCGCUCCUCGCCAGGUGGCAGCACCAGUCAGAGUCACUGAUGGCAGUGGCGAUGGAGUCCAGAGGAAAUGUGUCUGCACCAGACACCCAGGGGCCAGAAUCGCAGUCCGGCACUCAGAGCCUGCAGGGCCUCUGCCUCACGCCGGGAUGUGUCCACGCAGCGUCCGAGGUGCUCGAUUAUCUGGACCCGUCAGUGGACCCCUGCGAGGACUUCUACCGGUACGCGUGCGGCAACUACCUGCUCACCACCGACAUCCCAGAUGAUAAAUCUUCGGUGAGCACCUUCUCGGCUAUCGAGGACCAGCUCCACGAGAAGCUGCGCACUGCCGUAGAAGAGGAGGAGCCUGGAGCAGCCGUCCCCAGAAGCUUACAGCUGGUUCACGAGCUCUACAGCGCCUGCAUGAACAAGACGCUGAUCGAGUCGCGCGGCCUGGCGCCGCUCCAGAGGCUCCUGAAGGAGGAGCUGGGCGGCUGGCCCGUCGUGGAGGGCGACUCGUGGGACGAGGCGGGCUUCGACUGGCUGCGCAGCAUCCACCGCUUCCGCAGGGCUGGCCACAGCACCGACUACUUCCUCAAAUUCUCCGUGGGCACAGACUACAGAAACUCCACGCGCCGCUCCAUCAUUCUGGACCAGGCAUCACUGGGGCUGAGCCGCGAGUUUCUGGUGAAGGGUCCCUCGGAUAAACUCGUGGAUGCCUACUACCAGUACCAGGUGGACCUGGCAGUUCUUCUGGGUGCCGACAGGACUCGUGCUGAGCACGAGCUCAGACAGUCCCUCGAGUUUGAGACAGCUCUGGCCAACAUCUCGCUGCCACAAGAGGCGCGACGCAACGUGACACAGCUGUACAACCCGCGCACUGUAGAGCAGCUGCAGAAUGACUACCCGUCGGUACCGUGGCUGGAGUACCUGAGGACACUGCUACCCCCGCACGUCGCCGUCACCAGCGACGAGGUGGUCAUCGUCUCGGUACCGUCCUACCUCAAGAGCCUCGAGGUCCUGCUCGGCCACACCCCCAAGAGGGUGAUGGCCAACUACGUGAUGUGGCGGGUGGCAGAGGCCUCGGUCCCCUACACGACGGAGGAGCUGCGCAGCCGCCAGCUCGAGUACGAGUCCACUGUGUCUGGAAAGACGGAGCGGGAGCCCCGCUGGAAGGAAUGCAUCGACGUCGUCGCCGAUCGCCUGUAUCUGUCUGUGGGCUCGAUAUUCGUGCGAAAGUACUUCAACAAGGAAGCCAAGAAGGUGGCACUCGAGAUGGUGGACGACAUCCGCCAGGAGUUCUUGCACAUCCUGCAGGAACUGGACUGGAUGGACGAGGGAACCAGGAAGAAGGCGCUCGAGAAAGUCCAGUCCGUGGUCGCCCACGUCGCGUACCCUGAGGAGCUGCUGGACGACACCGAGCUCGACAAGUUCUACGAGAAGCUAGAUGUCAGCCCAUCCCUGUACUUGGAGAGCAUGCUCAACGUGACCAAGUUCCAGACCAACUACUCCUUCAGCCAAUUGCGGCAGCCUGUCAACAAGACCGAGUGGAUCAACCACGGCUAUGCGGCCUUGGUCAAUGCCUACUACAACCCCUUCGAGAACUCUAUAGGGAUCCCAGCAGGUAUCCUACAGGGUGUGUUCUUCAGCGCCGACCGUCCCAAGUACAUGAACUAUGGCGGCAUCGGCUCCACCAUCGGCCACGAGAUCACACACGGCUUUGACGAUGAGGGCCGUCAGUUUGACAAGGACGGGAACCUUGUGGACUGGUGGGAUCCUGUGACCCGUGACAAGUACCUGAAGAAGGCAGAGUGCAUCAUCUGGCAGUAUGGAAACUUCACCGACGAACAGACGGGCAUGCACCUGAAUGGGAUCAACACGCAGGGUGAGAACAUCGCAGACAACGGCGGCAUCAAGGAGGCGUACCGCGCCUACCUCGCCCUGCAGCGCCGCGCCGGCCAAUCAGAGCCGAGGCUGCCAGCGCUGGCCGGCCUCUCCCCACGGCAGAUGUUCUGGGUGUCCGCCGCGCAGACCUGGUGCAAGAAGUACCGCACCGAGAAGUUGCGACAAGAAAUUAUGGCCGGAGUGCACUCCCCUGCUCGCUUCCGUGUGUUGGGCCCGUUCGCCAACCGCCCCGAAUUUGCUGAGGACUUCAGGUGUCCGCUCGGCUCCAGCAUGAAUCCUGAGAAGAAGUGCCAGGUGUGGUAGAGAGCACUGGUGGGGAUGCCGAACUGCCAGGGGCAGAUCGCUGACUGACGGGUGUGGCUGCAGGCUGUGACAACAGAAGUGAACCUGCAUGCAGUCAGCCGCUGACCAACACUCCAGCUGUGGAGCUCUGCUUCUGGGCGAUCCUCACUGACUGGACUCUGACAUGUUAUAUGGAAGGCCGCAGCCUCGAAAGAGACUGGCAGGCACAUCUUGCAAAGCACCCAGAGAAGACAGUGUGGGUGCUGCAGUUUCAGCACAUCACAGCCAAAUUUGCCAACUGUGUGUGUGUGUGUGUGUGUGUGUGUGUGUGUGUGUGUGUGUGUGUGUGUGACAGCAUGCAAUUGCAUCCUAGUAACCUUCUCCUCUUUAGGGUGG
Schistocerca piceifrons (Central American locust) is the source of this 2745-nucleotide messenger RNA. Its product is annotated as neprilysin-2-like. Gene Ontology annotation, molecular function: metalloendopeptidase activity. The record is from RefSeq and is a predicted model, not a curated record. The coding region runs from base 1 to 2370 and encodes 789 amino acids. Gene Ontology annotation, biological process: protein processing. Lineage: Eukaryota; Metazoa; Arthropoda; Insecta; Orthoptera; Acrididae. The transcript has 15 exons. Gene Ontology annotation, cellular component: plasma membrane.